This is a messenger RNA of Phycodurus eques (leafy seadragon), 1918 nucleotides long. RefSeq names its product eukaryotic translation initiation factor 2A (gene eif2a). The coding region runs from base 20 to 1741 and encodes 573 amino acids. Lineage: Eukaryota; Metazoa; Chordata; Actinopteri; Syngnathiformes; Syngnathidae. The record is from RefSeq and is a predicted model, not a curated record. Gene Ontology annotation, molecular function: protein binding; translation initiation factor activity; ribosome binding. Gene Ontology annotation, biological process: translational initiation. Gene Ontology annotation, cellular component: cytosolic small ribosomal subunit. The transcript is spliced from 16 exons.
CUGCUUCCGGCACGUGAACAUGGCGCCGCCAGUGCCGCUCUUAGCAGUGUGUGAGUCGGACAGGACGUCACUGCUUUGCGGUCCCCCUACCUGCCAGGAGCACGCCGCCUUCCCCAGGGAUGGCGGUUCGAGCCGGUGCUUGACGUUCAGCCGUGACGGCUCACUGUUGGCGUGGUGCAAUGGACACGUCGUGUCAGUGGUGCGGACGUCGGACAGCUCCUCGGUGGCCAUGUUGGCGCUGCCAAAGACGACGCUGCUGCGGUUCUCGCCUCUCACCAACAUCCUGGUCACGUGGCAGCCGUACACCAAGAGCGCUGAGGCGGCUCAGGGCGACGCCAACCUUCGGCUGUGGGAGCUGCCCAGCGCCAGCUUGCUCAAAGCUUUGUUCCAGAAGAAGGCGGAGGCCUGGUGUCCCAGCUGGUCUCAAGACGAGAAGGUGGCCGUGAGGAUCGUCAGCAACGAGCUGCACUUCUUUGAGGACAACAACUUCAACGCCAUCGCCAACAAGCUUCACGUGCAGAAAAUUUCCAACUUUGAGCUUUCACCAGGAAGUCUUCCCAGCAAGGUGUGCGUGUAUGUCCCGGGCAGCAAAGGGGCGCCGUCCUUUGUGCGAGUGUUCCAGUACCCGCAGUUGGGAGGGCCCGGUGCCGCUCUGGCCACCAAGAGCUUCUUCAAGGCUGACCGUGUCAACAUGCUGUGGAACAAAAAAGCGUCGGCCGUGCUGGUGACGGCGAGCACCGAGGUGGACAAGAGCGGAGCGUCGUACUACGGAGAGCAGACGCUGCACUACCUCCACGUCGGCGGAGAGACGGCGCUCGUGCAGCUGCCCAAAAACGGUCCCAUCUACGACGUGGCCUGGAGUCCAAACUCCAGCGAGUUCUGCGUGGUUUACGGCUUCAUGCCAGCCAAGGCCACCAUCUUUAACUUCAAGUGCGACGCCGUCUUCGACUUCGGGACCGGACCUCGCAAUGCCGCCUACUACAGUCCACAGGGUCACAUCCUUGUCCUGGCCGGAUUUGGGAAUCUUCGAGGUCAGAUGGAAGUUUGGGACGCUAAGAAGUACAAACAGGUGUCCAAAUGUCAGGCUCCUGACGCCACUCAGUUCAGUUGGUGUCCCGACGGCGAGCACAUGGUCACGGCGACGUGCUCGCCUCGCCUGCGUGUGGGCAACGGCUUCAAGGUGUGUCACUACACGGGCGCCGUGGCGCACGCGCACCAGACGCCUGCCGGGAGUGAGCUGUGGGACGUCCGCUGGCAGUCCUUCCCGGACGGAACCUUCCCCGAGAGACCGGUCCGCUACCAGACGGCGGCCACCCGGGCGGACGCGCCCGCCCCGGCCUACAGACCGCCCGCGCUCAGGCACCUGCCGGCCGCGCCCACUUCCAAGCUGCACGAGGAGGAGGCGCCUCAGAACGCGCGUCCGUCCGACAAGAAUUUGUCCAAAGCGGCGCUGAAGAAUCAGAAGAAGCGAGAAGCGAGAAAAGCUGCCAAACAGGAGAGCAAGCCCGAGGCCCAGCUGCCCUCUGAACCCGCCCCCGUCACGAACAGCCAAUUGACGGACACCUGCGGCGACCUCGAGAUGGACAAGAAGAUCAAGAACGUCAAGAAGAAGUUGAAAGCGAUCGAGGAGCUGAAGGAGCAACAAGCGACGGGAAAAGUUCUGCAGAAGAACCAGCUGGAGAAGAUGCAGAAGGAGGAUCAGCUGCUGGAGGAGCUCCAAAAAUUGCACCUGCAACACUGACACACACACACACACACACACACACACACACACACACACGCAAAAAUCGGUGUGGCUGAAGAAGCAUGUUGCCGAGGAUUGUGGGAAGAAACGACAAAGGCGUCACUUUCACAGGUUGCUAAGCAACAUGUUACGACUUUCAGAAUAAAAGCCUCUUUCCAUACUUUUUUCUUAUUU